Molecule: messenger RNA, 1281 nt
Organism: Aureobasidium uvarum
Lineage: Eukaryota; Fungi; Ascomycota; Dothideomycetes; Dothideales; Saccotheciaceae
Source: the annotation of a GenBank genome assembly
CCCAUCUCUCGACGCGACAGCGAAACCACACCACCCAUCUCUCGACGAGGCAGCGAAGUCGAAACCACAAUCUCUAGACGAAACAGCGACAUUGCAUUGGAACCUCGUCAGGCCUGCGAUAUUGAAGAUGGCGAUCCGAUCAGAGGUGUCAACCUCGGUGGCUGGCUUGUCCUCGAACCCUGGAUGAACUGGGAGCUCGUCGGGAACACUGGUGCUGUUGACCAAUGGACAUUCGACCAAACCGACAAUGCACAGUCGGCACUUCAAUCACAUUGGGGUUCUUGGUUUACCGAAUCCGACAUGGCGACAAUUGCCUCAUGGGGUCUCAAUACUGUGCGCAUCCCCAUCGGGUACUGGGCCUUCAACAACACUGACAGCCCUUACAUCUCCGGCGCAGAUGCCUAUCUGGAACAAGCCUUGGGCUGGGCCAGGAAGUACAACAUCCAAGCACUGAUCUGCAUGCACGGUCUCCCUGGUUCUCAAAACGGCUUCGACAACUCUGGCCACAAGGGCAAUGCCGAAUGGGCAGAAAACACUGAAAACCUUGCCGCAUCAACCGCAGUCCUCGAAAUCAUGGCAGCCAAAUAUGGUGUCGCUGCUUAUGCUGAUGUCGUCUGGGGUUUGGAAUUGGUCAACGAACCCAUCGUGUGGGACUAUGAUUCUGCCCGCAGUGCCCAGCAAUGGGCAGUCGACACGGUCAAUGCCAUGCGCACCCACAUCACGAACUCGGACUUGAAACUCAUCAUGCACGACGCCUUUCUCGGCGCAAAGGCGUGGAGUGCAGUCGCCGAAAACCUCAACUUUGACGCCGACAGCGAGAACUUCGUCUUGGACGUGCAUCUCUAUCAAAACCAAGGUGGCGAUACCAACAACAUGGAUCAAGACCAACACAUUGCCACCGUGUGCGACUACCCAAACACACAAUUCGUGCCCGAGUCUGCACACUUGCCCGUCAUUGUCGGCGAGUUUAGCGAUCAGACCAACAUCUGUGUCGACUCUUCCGGCAACGUCACAGCAGGCACCUCUUGCAGCACGUCAGGAUGCCAAUGCUCAGCACAACUGGAUCCUUCGCAGUGGAACUCCUAUCUCGUGGCAGCGACCAGAAGAUUCAUGGAAGCGCAAAUGGACGUGUUUGAAGAAUACAGCGGUGGCUGGUUCUUGUGGAGUUAUCAGGGACCUGGCGCUUGGGGCAUGGGUAACUUGCUCAAAGCCGGUGUCAUUGGCCCUGAUCAUAUUACCCAGCGCCAAUUCCCUGCGCAGUGUAAUGGCACAAGCUCGUCU